Rotaria socialis is the source of this 846-nucleotide messenger RNA. The record is from the annotation of a GenBank genome assembly. Lineage: Eukaryota; Metazoa; Rotifera; Eurotatoria; Philodinida; Philodinidae.
AUGACUUUCAAACAAGCUAUCUAUAUUGUUGCAGCUGGUCGUACUCCAUUCGGGACUUUUGGUGGUAAACUAAAAGAUUAUACAGCUAUAGAUUUACAAGAAGCUGCUAAUCGAGGUGCUUUGAAACAAGCGAAAUUAUCACCUGAAGCUAUCGAUAUUACAAUUAUUGGUAGUGCUUCUCAAACAUCAACCUAUGCAAUAUAUUUAGCUCGUCAUGCAGCAUUACGUGUUGGUGUGCCCAUUCGUGUACCAGCAUUAAAUAUGAAUCGUCUUUGUGAAUUUGGUUCUCAGUCAGUUAUCAAUGGCGGUCAAGAAGUUGAAUUAAGCGACUCCAAUAUUGUUUUAUGUGGUGGAACUGAAAGUAUAUCACAAGCACCAUAUGCAAUAACUCGUCAAGAAGCUGAUGAAUUUGCUUUACAAUCUGAAAAACGAAAAAACGGUCAAGAUGAAAUAUUUGAUACAGAUGAACAUCCACGUCCACAAACAACUAUUGAGCAACUUUCAAAACUACCAUUUAUAUUUAUUAAAAAUGCUGGCAUUGUAACAGCCGCUAUUGAAAAUUUAUUAAAAAAAGUCAAGAAACAAGUAUCCGAUAUUGAUUUAUUCGAUAUUAACGAAGCAUUUGCACCACAAUUCCUUGCAUGUCAAAAAGUAUCAAAAUUACCAAAUGAAAAAAGUAAUGUUAAUGGUAGUGCUAUUGUUCUUGGUCAUCCAUUGACCGCAUCGGGUGCAAGAAUAACAGCAAAUCUUGUCUACGGAUUAAGACGUCGCCAAGGAAAAUAUGCUAUAGGUGCUGCAUGCAUUGGGAGUGGUCAAGGCAUUGCUUUGUUAUUGGAACGAAUUUAA